AUGCAUUUUGUCGUAGCUCUGGAGCCCGAAGUCCAACAUCAGGACCUGAACCAUGAGGAAGGCUUUCUCCUACCUUCUACUCCACCACUGUCAAAUCCAAUCAUUGAAAACAGCUUACCAACAGGGGCCAUUUCCAAAGGUUUGUGGAUGGCUCCUAGAAGCUCUUGA
Rangifer tarandus platyrhynchus (Svalbard reindeer) is the source of this 168-nucleotide messenger RNA. NCBI's taxonomy places the organism in Eukaryota, Metazoa, Chordata, Mammalia, Artiodactyla, Cervidae. The record is from the annotation of a GenBank genome assembly.